Molecule: messenger RNA, 1986 nt
Organism: Dictyostelium discoideum AX4
Lineage: Eukaryota; Evosea; Eumycetozoa; Dictyosteliales; Dictyosteliaceae
Gene: tkt-1
Exons: 2
Coding region: 1-1986 (661 amino acids)
Molecular function (GO): transketolase activity
Source: RefSeq, a predicted model, not a curated record
AUGUCAAACAUUGAUUUUAAAGCAUUAGAAAGAGCAGCAAAUGAAACUAGAGGUUUAAGCAUGGAUGCAGUUGCCAAAGCUGCCUCUGGUCAUUUAGGUUUACCACUUGGUUCUGCUGAAAUUGGUGCUGCAUUAUUUGGUAAUUCAUUGAUCUAUAACCCAAAAGAUACAAGAUGGUUAAAUAGAGAUUAUUUUGUAUUAAGUGCAGGUCAUGGUUCAAUGUUUUUAUAUAGUUGGUUACAUUUAUCAGGAUAUGAUGUUUCAAUUGAAGAUAUUAAAAAUUUCAGACAAUUAAAUUCAAAGACACCAGGUCAUCCAAAAUUUCAUGACACACCAGGCGUUGAAGCUACCACUGGUCCAUUAGGUCAAGGUAUUGCAAAUGCCGUUGGUAUUGCAUCAGCAUGUAAAAUGGCAGCAGGUAAAUUCAAUACUGAACAACAUCAAAUCUUUAAUCAAAAGGUAGUAGUUUUAGUUGGUGAUGGUUGUUUACAAGAAGGUAUUUCACAAGAGGCCAUUUCAUUCGCUGGUCAUCAUCGUUUAGAUAACUUGAUCGUAUUCUACGAUUCAAACGAUGUCACAUUGGAUGCUAUGGCAAUUGAAACCCAAUCAGAGGAUGCCGUAAAGAGAUUCGAAAGUGUUGGAUUCGAAGUACAAUUAGUAUUAGAAGGUAACAACAUUGGCUCAUUAAUCAACGCCUAUCAAAAUGCUAAACACUCCAAAUCCGGUAAACCACAAAUCAUCAUUUGUAAGACUACAAUCGCCAAGGGUAUCCCAGAGGUUGCUGGUACCAAUAAAGGUCAUGGUGAAGCUGGUGUUAAAUUUAUCGAUUCCGCUCGUAAGAAUCUCGGUCUCCCAGAAGAGAAAUUCUUUGUCAGCGGUGAAACCAGACAAUACUUUGAACAACAUGAAAAACAAUUAGAAAAGCUCUACCAAGAAUGGCAAGCAACCUUUGCCGAAUGGAAAUCUGCCAAUCCAAAGCUUGCCCAACUCUUGGAAAGUGCUCAUGAAAAACACGAAGCUAUCGAUAUCAUGAAACAAAUCCCAGAGUUCCCAACCACACCAAUCAUUGCCACUCGUAAGGCUGGUAGCGACGUUUUACAACCAAUCUCUCAAUACCUCCCAUUAUCAGUCAGUGGUAGUGCCGAUUUACAUGGCUCCACCUUGAAUUACAUCAAAGAGGGUAGAGAUUUCACACCAGCUUGUCCAACUGGUCGUAAUAUUAAGUUUGGUAUUCGUGAACAUGCUAUGGGUGCCAUGAUGAAUGGUAUCGCCUACCAUGGUCUUUUCAAAGUUUCAGGUGCCACCUUUUUGGUAUUCUCAGACUAUCUUCGUCCAGCCAUCCGUUUGGCUGCUCUCUCACAUUUACCAGUAGUUUACAUUUUCACUCAUGACUCUGUUGGUGUUGGUGAAGAUGGUCCAACUCAUCAACCAGUUGAAACCGUUUCAGGUCUUCGUAUGAUUCCAAACUUGGAUGUCAUUCGUCCAGCCGAUCCAGAAGAAACAGCUGCUGCUUUCUCUUUGGCUUAUGCUCGUGCCGAUGGUCCAACCCUUUUAUCAUUAACUCGUCAAAAUCUUCCAUUCCUCCCAGGUACCGCUCAAAAGAAGAGAGAAGGUACUCUCAGAGGUGGUUACAUUGUCGUUAGUGAAACCGCUCCAUUAAGAAUGAUCUUAAUUGCCACUGGUUCAGAAGUUCAACAUUGUGUUGAAGCCGCUAAAUUAUUAGGUGAUGAUAUUCGUGUCGUCUCUAUGCCAUGCACUGAACUUUUCGAUCGUCAAUCAAAUGAAUACAAACAAUCCGUACUUCCAAGUGGUUGUAGAAAUCGUAUCGCUAUGGAAGCUGGUGUCACUUCAUUCUGGUAUAAAUAUGUUGGUCUUGAUGGUAAAGUCAUUGGUAUUGAUAGAUUUGGUAUGUCUGCACCAGGUAAUGCCGUUAUGAAACAAUUAGGUAUGACUUCUGAAAAUUUAGUAAACAUUUCAAAACAAUAA